Messenger RNA from Wickerhamiella sorbophila, 2487 nucleotides. RefSeq names its product Protein sel-1 1. The transcript has a single exon. Lineage: Eukaryota; Fungi; Ascomycota; Dipodascomycetes; Dipodascales; Trichomonascaceae. Bases 1 to 2487 code for a protein of 828 amino acids. Gene Ontology annotation, biological process: ERAD pathway. The record is from RefSeq and is a predicted model, not a curated record. Gene Ontology annotation, cellular component: endoplasmic reticulum membrane. Gene Ontology annotation, molecular function: protein binding.
AUGCAAGCUUACUACGUGACAGUCUGUCUGUGUGCUUGGGUUAUGUGGACGCUUAAGCUUGUGAUAGCGCUGGCAGCUGCAUGUAUUGUGGCUGCGAAUGAAGAGGCGUACACACAAGAUUUUGAUCAUAACGAGGUGGCAGGAUUCGAGCAAUGGAUCAGCCCCGACCACCCUGGCAGUGCGUUGACCAGCUUCCAGCUCUCCACCUAUGUGCCAUUGCCCGAGACUCCUUCAUAUCCCUGGGCCUACGACCGAUUUUCUUACUCACAUUUGGUCAAAAUCCUCUAUGCUAAUUUGUGGCAAAAGCGUGGAGAGACAGACGACGUUGAAAAAUCCCCACCGGGACAGGUGGACGAUUUGUCCCAGUUUGACGACGGCACGGCUGGCCAGUUAUUCAAAAUCGGUGAAUGCUGUUUUUAUGGUGCGAAAACCCAACAAAACCUUACGCGGGCUUUCGAUUAUUAUCAGAGAGCUGCUGCUCUGGGCAGUGCUCCGGCUCAGUUCAUGAUGGGCCUCAGGUAUUCGACCGGUGUUUUCGGCAACUUCGAAACUGAUCAAGCAAAAGCACUAGUGUAUUAUACUUUCGCCGCAGAGGCCGGUGACUUGCGGUCUCAGAUGGCUCUCGGCUACAGAUAUUUUCAUGGAAUCGGCGUUGAACAAAGUGAUUCAAAAUCAGCUUUCUACUAUGGUGAGGCCGCAGAUAAGUGUAUGGAGUAUCACAGUAACGGUAAUUCGGUGGAGGGGUUUCGCAAAACGCCUAAAAACAGUUGGAUUAUUGCCGACGAGUUCGGCCGCGGAGUCUACGAUUUUUUGAUGCACGAGACGUACUCCAUUUCUCCAGCAACAACAGUUUUGUUACAAGCAAUGAUUGGAGAAAAAGACGAGAUUUUGGACCAGCUCGAGUUUUCUGCUUUGGAAGAAGACGACAUGAGGGCGCACUUCAUUCUAACCCAGUAUUACAGCCGAGGUGGAUCGUUCAAUGAGCCUCAAUAUGAGAGGGCCAUGGCCCACGCAAACAACGUGAUUGAUCAAUUUGAUAGACUGCCGGGGAAACCCGAUUCAGAAGAGAUAUUCAUGGCCAGCUUCUGUUAUGUUUUCAUUGGCGAUCGGUAUCGUCGCGGAGAAGGGGUUGAGAAAAACCUCGAGAAAGCAAAGUAUUAUUACGAGCUUGCCCUUGAGCUUGAGGUAGAUACCACCCACAGCUUUGCUAGCAGUCCCUUGGGUAUGAUGGAGCUUUAUGAGGCGGCCCAUUAUGAGCCGGGGUCAGAAGAAGCUAUCUACCACGAAACUCGUGCCGAUAACUACUUUGAAAAGGGAGCCAAAGUGAACAGCUAUUUUGGUCAAGUGAUCAACUCGAUUCGCCACUCGUUUACUCCAGAAGAUAAAAUGGAAGUGCUCCCAAAGAUUUCCAAAUUUGCCAAAAGCGGUCCCUUGGCGGCUUAUUGGGCUGGCGCGUUAUGGGAGGAUCUAGAAAUCGAGGCCCAAACAAACAAGGAUGUCCAGGAAUGGUUCCAAAAUACACAUCUUGACCUGAAUGUGGCUGCUUUGUAUCGUAGUGUCUGUGAAUGGACUGAAGACUAUCACUCACCUAUUCGAUGGGCCCAACGAUCUUAUGCCGAGGGCCUGGACGCAUCCUACCUAGGGUUUUUGGUAACAGCUGAGCAGGGGUACGACUCAGCUCAAUUCAACCUCGGAGACUUGCUGGAUGUGUAUCACUCUGCUCUACCGGUUCCUUGGUUGCGAGCCUGGCCGGUUCCUGACUUUGUCAAAAACCGAGCUGAAAGCGCGCUCACGUUCUUUACACGAGCUGCACAACGCUCUAUGGAUGCUAUGAUGAAAGUAGCAGAUUAUUACUAUUACGGCACAGGUACCGAAAAAGACCUGACCAGGGCGUUCGAGUAUUACACUGACCAGGCCCGCCGAACGUUCCGAGCGAGCUCCAUGGCAUACUUCAAUAUUGCUUGGAUGUACGAACAUGGCGAGGGAGUCAACCAAGAUUCGCAUUUGGCUAAGCGGUACUAUGAUUUGAGCGCAAGUGCCAACUCCAAUGCUUUUCUUUUAGUCCAGAUGGCACUAGUGCGGCUUCGCUGGAAAUUACUUUGGCAGCGACUUCUAGGAGUUGAAGUGCCAAACCAAGAACCCGAGGCCCCUCGAAAAUCUUUCUGGGAGGGCCUUCAAAUGAUGCGUGCCACGUUCAAAGAUCUCAAAGCAUCACGGCCUCAGGUUGUUUUUGAAGAGGAAGUUGAGGAGCCUCUGACGCUAGAAAAUUUCACUACAGACCUCUACUUUUUCGGAGUGUGUCUUCUGUUUAUGGCUGUUGCGGUUGCUUUCCGUAUUAGGCGCAACCGUCUUAUGGCUCGUCAAGCAGCGGGUUUAGCAGAGCCAGCGGAACCCGUCGAGCAAGCAGCGCCGGCAGCGCCGGCCCCCGACGAAAACCACCAUCAAAAUGACGAGGCAGCCAACAUCCCCGAGGUGCCAGCACCCUAA